This is a messenger RNA of Pollicipes pollicipes, 1778 nucleotides long. Its product is annotated as serine/threonine-protein kinase ICK. The record is from RefSeq and is a predicted model, not a curated record. The transcript has 14 exons. Gene Ontology annotation, biological process: protein phosphorylation. Bases 244 to 1707 code for a protein of 487 amino acids. Lineage: Eukaryota; Metazoa; Arthropoda; Thecostraca; Pollicipedomorpha; Pollicipedidae. Gene Ontology annotation, molecular function: ATP binding; protein kinase activity.
UGACCGGUCGGGCGGCGGGCUGGGCUCUCCCCCUCGGGCAGCCACGCGCGGCCGCGCUACGCGACGCCCCGCUCCAACCGGCGUUCACUGUGCCGCACACGUUCCGUACUGGUCGCUGUGGGGCGAGGGUUGGUCGGUCCGUGCUUCGGUUCGUCUGAGGUGGCCGGCUCGGGCCCCUGGUGUCCGCUGCUGCGCACGGAAAACGUGCCCUGGACAUGCCCCAACGGAGGCUGGCCACGCGCCAUGUGUGACACGAUGGACCGGUACGUGACGCUCAGCCAGCUGGGCGAUGGCACCUACGGCUCGGUGGUGCUCGGAGAGCGGGUCGACACCGGCGAGAAGGUGGCCAUCAAACGGAUGAAGCGGAAGUACACGUCAUGGGAGGAAGCAAUGAACCUCCGUGAGGUCAAGUCUUUGAAGAAGCUGAGUCACGCGAAUGUCGUGAAGCUGAAGGAGGUCAUUCGAGAGAACGACACGCUGUACUUUGUGUUCGAGUAUAUGAAGGAAAACCUGUACCAACUGAUGAAGGAAAGCCAGCAAAGGGCGCGCGCUGGAAAGAGGGACAAGGUGCUCUCGGAGCCGGUUAUACGCAACAUCAUGUACCAGGUGCUGCAGGGCGUGGCAUUCAUGCACAAGCACGGCUUUUUCCACCGGGACAUGAAGCCGGAGAACCUGCUCUGUAUGGGUCCCGACCUGAUCAAGAUCGCCGACUUCGGGCUGGCGCGAGAGAUCCGCUCCCGGCCGCCCUACACGGACUACGUCUCCACGCGGUGGUACCGGGCCCCGGAGGUGCUGCUCCGCUCCACCAGCUACAGCAGCCCGAUCGACAUCUGGGCGGUGGGCUGCAUCAUGGCCGAGGUGUACACGUACCGGCCGCUCUUCCCGGGCAGCUCCGAGAUCGACGAGAUCUUCAAGAUCUGCUCCGUUUUGGGCACUCCCGAUAAGCGCGACUGGACCGAGGGCUACCAGCUGGCCACCACCAUGAACUUCACGUUCCCGCAGUUCAGCCCCACCGCGCUGGAGACCAUCAUCCCGACGGCCAGCGCCGAGGCCAUCACGCUGAUCGCCGACAUGCUGCGCUGGAACCCCAGCAAGCGGCCAACGGCGCAGCAGGCGCUUAGGUACCCGUACUUCCAGGUGGGCCAGAAGCUGGGCGGCGGCAGCAGCGCCGUGCUGCCGGGCGUGCCGUCCAAGCAGAGCCGCGGCUCGUUCGCGGAGCCGGCCGCCAACGCCCGUCGAGUCUCCAAGUUCGACGACGACCCUUUCAAGGACGGCAGAGUCCCCAGCCACCUGCGGCUGAGUCAGAUGCUGUCGCGGACGAUGGCGGGCGCGGUGCCGGCGGCGGCGGCGGCGGCGGCCGGCGGCGAGGCGCUCGGCCGCACCAGCUCGCGUAACCUGACCGCCAAACAGGUGUACCUCAAUAAGGCACGCUACGUGGCCGGACAGAACACCCGGAACGCCCAGUACGGCAACGUGUCGGGUCAGGAGUCCGGUCUGGGCCUGGCGGCGCGCGGCUCCUACUACAACAGCAGCGUGUCCAUGAAGGCGUCCGGCGCCCGCGCCAACGGCUCCACCGGCAGCCUGCACGGCAGAACCGACUGGGCGGCCAAGUAUAACAUGUACAGGUCCCAGGUGGGCCAGGCGGGCAACACCUCCAAGGCGGCGCUCACCGGCCGCACCAACUGGGCCGCCAAGUACCUGAAGUAGCGUCGGCAUCUGGGGGGCAGCGGGCGCUCGUGCCUCUGCCGGCCCACGCCGCCGACCCCUGACCCGGUCAG